Molecule: messenger RNA, 1748 nt
Organism: Siniperca chuatsi (mandarin fish)
Lineage: Eukaryota; Metazoa; Chordata; Actinopteri; Centrarchiformes; Sinipercidae
Product: gamma-aminobutyric acid receptor-associated protein-like 2
Exons: 4
Coding region: 225-548 (107 amino acids)
Biological process (GO): macroautophagy; cellular response to nitrogen starvation; autophagosome assembly
Cellular component (GO): autophagosome; cytosol; autophagosome membrane
Molecular function (GO): ubiquitin protein ligase binding
Source: RefSeq, a predicted model, not a curated record
GACGCCACCGCCGGAGCAGCGCUCCCAGCGGGCUGACAGCGAAGAGGAGGCGGUUGUUUGUUGUUUUUGCUGAAGGGUUUGGUCGCCGCUGUGCCGUUAGCGCACUUAUUGAAGAGCUACGAGCUAAAGAAGACCUUUUAAAGAGAUAUUUUCACCUUUAAAUUAAUCUUGAGUCGUGUUUAUAAUCUGCUGCAUCGAGCGAAAGGAGCCCGGAAACGGCAAACAUGAAAUGGAUGUUCAAAGAGGAUCACUCCUUGGAACAUCGAUGCAUAGAAUCAGCCAAAAUCCGCAACAAGUACCCUGACAGGGUCCCGGUGAUUGUGGAGAAAGUGUCCGGAUCACAGAUAGUGGACAUCGACAAGAGGAAGUACCUGGUCCCCUCCGACAUCACGGUGGCUCAGUUCAUGUGGAUCAUCAGGAAACGCAUCCAGCUGCCCUCAGAGAAGGCCAUCUUCCUGUUUGUGGACAAGACGGUGCCUCAGUCCAGGUUCAGUUUGUUCUCAGAAACACUGCAGUGCUCUUUCCGGUGGAAACAGACGAGGAAGUGAAAAUCACAUAAUGCUGACCGAACAACUCACAAUGUCAUAUUACUAAUGUGACUAAUACUACUACUGCUUAUACUGCUAAUAUUACUAGUACUAUUACUAUGCCUUUAUACUAUUACUGCUGCUGUUGUAACUGUAGACGUACAGCUAUUUCCACUAAAACUAAUAAUUGUACUACUACAUUUUCUACUACAACAACUAUUACUUCUACUUCAGUUAACUAAAUCAAUGAAACAAGGCAUUGCUAAAUAAAGAAAAAACGGAAUCUGAGUCCCAGUUUUACACUACACAAUACUUCUUAGCUGGUUUUGAUUAUUUAGUGAGUUCACAGUUGAAAAGUGAUAAAAGAAAUGAUCAUGCACACUUAAAAAUGCUUGAUUUCUGAGUGUGCUGUCAAUGCACACUAUACAAAAGAAUCAAGGGAGUUGCUCACAGCUACAAAACAAAAAGAAACCUAGUUGUAGCCGGUCUGCGACGGCUGCAGAAAGAUUAUUUCUGGAGAUUAUAAAGAAGUGUUAAUCUUUGGAAAAACAUUUAGAUUUUUUCAGUCCAGUGGCAUUCGAUUAUUCUGAAAUCAACAUCAUGGGAAGUUCAGUAUCUCUGAACCACAAGUGUGCAACUCAGUAUUUUGACGACUUAUGAACAGAAUCAUUCAUGGGAACAGAUGAGGAAGAGAAACAUACAACAGCAAAGAUUUCCACUCUGCACAUUCAUUCAUAUUAUUCAACUUCAACCUGCAAACUUAUCAUCACUACUAAUGCAACCAGUACUGCAAGUACUCCUGCUAAUGCUCCAACUACUACUACUGCCAUUAUCUAUCUGUUAUAUCUCUGCUACAGGGAUGUGAUUUACUGUUAAAGUGUCAAUGAAUUUAACUUAAGCACAAAGCAAUUCCAACCUUUGCCAAUUACUUGGUUAAUUUGCUGUAUUUAAAGCAUAAGGGGGUGUUAUUCUUUUUUAUUAUCAUUAACAAAUUCCAUAAAAAGACCAAAACCAACAAUGUGUUAGUCCAUCUCUCAACGCUUUCAUGCUUCCUGUCUGUGGCUCUCAAUGUGAGUCAGAAUAAACUACAGUGUGUGUGUUCAUGGUGAUGAAGCAACAUGUCACCCAGUGCAGCAGAGCGGCUCGCUGAUGUGUUUUUAAUAGUUUCUGGACAACAAUGGAGGAAGAAGAUCCAUCAGGCUGUGAUUCACACACACACAA